AUGAUUUGUGAACUAGAGGAUAAGAAAGGCAAUAUGGUAGCAGAUCAAAAACAAAUAGCAGAAAUUCUGGUUAAAUUCUUUCAUCAAAAAUUUCAAUAUAAAGAAGUAAACAUAGAUGAGUCCUUGUUGGAUGUUAUCCCUAAUCUAGUUUCCGACCAAGAUCAAGAUAUGAUUAAAGCAAUACCUGAAGUAGAAGAAAUUAAGAAUGCAGUUUUUGUUAUGAAUGCAGAUGGAGCUCCUGGUCCAGACAGCUUCUCAGUCAAUGGUGCAAAGAAACCAAAUCAAUUUAGACCUAUUGGGUUAAGUAACUUCAUCUUCAAAAUAUUUACAAAGAUACUUACUACAAGAAUGAAUGCUUUAAUGAGUAAAUUAGUUUCUCAGCAGCAAGCAGCAUACAUAAAGGGUAGAAGUAUACAUGAGCAAGUUAUGUUAGCUUCUGGGUUAGUGAAUGAAAUGAAGCAUACAAGAAGAUGGGGAAAUGUUGGGUUGAAACUUGACAUAUCUCAAGCAUAUGACUCAGUGAGUUGGGAUUUUUUGUUCAAAGUGCUUCAAAAAUAUGGAUUCUCUGCAGCCUGGUGUGAUUGGUUGAAAACCUUGUUUGCAUCUGCUAAAAUCUCUGUUAUGAUAAAUGGUGGACCUCAAGGUUUUUUCUCAAUGGAGAGAGGCUUAAAACAUGGGGAUCCAUUAUCUCCCAUUCCGUUUGUUCUUAUGGAGGAAGUAUUGAGUAGAAACUUAACCAAACUGGUAGAACUGAAGAUGCGGCAACCAAUGGUUAUCAGAAAAGGUGUUUAUCCAACUCACCUAUUUUUUGCAGAUGAUGUUUUCAUCUUCAGCAAUGGUUCAAAGAAAAUCUUAGUAGCUCUCAUCACCCUUCUCAAGAAUUAUCAAGAUAAUUCUGGUCAGAUAAUCAACAAACAAAAAAGUAAAUGCUUUGUGGAUGGUUGUACACCUUCAAGGAAAAACCAAAUUUUGAAUUUGUUACAAAUGGAGCUUACAACAUUUCCUGAUAAGUACUUAGGUGUCAUAUUGAAGCCUGGGAGAGUUAAAUCGGAGACAGUGUGGCCAAUGGUGGAGAUGAUGCAAAGCUAUUUAGCAGCUUGGAAGGGUAAAAUGCUCUCUUUUAAUGAUAGACUGGUGCUCAUCAAAUCUGUUCUCUGCAGUGUUCCUAUUUAUAAUAUGACAGUCUACAAAUGGCCAAGUUCAGUAAUCAAAAUAUGUGAAAAAAUCAUAAGAAAUUUCUUAUGGACUGGUGACAGUGAGGUUAGAAAGCAUGACACUCUUGGUUGGAGCAAAGUGUGUGCACCAUUCACUGAAGGAGGCUUGGGUAUUAGAAGCUUGGAGGUAAUUAACAAAGAUUUACUAAUGAAAAUGAUGUGGAAUUUUAUGAAUUCAAGUGAUGAAUGCUCAAGUUUUUUUGCUGCUAAGUAUAAGGAUAAAUAUGGUCAAUGGAGUACUCAAUGGAGAUUAUCCACAGUAUGGCCAGGAUUGAAGUGGGCAUGGAUGGAGACGAAAUCAAAUGUGAGAUGGAAUGUUGGUAAUGGUGAAAACAUAUCCUUGUGGUUUGAUACUUGGGUUGGAGAUAAACCUUUAAUAGACUCUCUCAAUUGCACUGCUAGAAUACAAGAUAAGUUGCAUAUGUCUUUGAAAAAAUUAGAAACAAGCAUCCAAAAUUACAUUGGCCUGACCAAAUUUGGAAAAAAAAUUCUACAUCUAAGCAUUGCUAGUAAUGCACGGAAGAUUCAACAGGAAGUGUACACUGAUGAUGUUAAAUUAGUCAAGAAAGGCUAUUCUCUUGCUUCUAAAUGUUGUAUCUGCCAGCAAUCUCAAGACAGUAUGGAGCAUCUCAUGUGGUCCUGCAGUUUCAGCAAGCAUAUAUGGCAAUGGUUAGUUUCUAUCUUUCAGUUCCAAAUUCCUACUUCCUUCUCAGACAUUAUUAUACUUGCAAAACAGAAAAGUCCAAUUGUCAGACAAGUAUGGAUAACAACAGCAUGUGCAACAAUGAGAGAACUUUGGUUCCAAAAGAAUAAAUUUAUUAAUAAAAGUAUAAAUCCUAAUCUGGAAUAUUUCAAAAGAAAAAUCAUGAACCUAGUGUUCUAUGGUGGUUACAGAAUGAUAGGUACAAGAUGGGGGCAGAAUUAUGAUUCAGAAAUACUUCAGUUCUUCAAUCUUGGUCAGAGAAAUAUCAGAUUUAAAAGAAUCCAAGAAUGUCAAUGGUUCAAUCCAUCUGAAGGUAUUGUUCUAUUUUUUUGUGCUGGAAUGACUGUUGGUAAUCCAGGUAUGGGAGGAUUUGGCAUUAUUGCUAGAGGUCAUGAUUGUCAAGUUAUUGGCACUGUCUCAGGUGGAACUGGUAUUGCUACUACUCAUAUAGAUGAUGCACUUUCCAUUGUGUGGGCUAUUGAAUGGGCAGUUAAACUUCAAUGCAGUAGGAUACUCAUCAGAUCUCAUUCUCUGUUAGUGAUAGAAGAUGCAAAAAAGGGUGUAAUGCCUUGGUGCUUACAAUCAAGAUGGGUGAAAGACAAGAAGGAAAUUCCUGAAAUUAUCUAUGAACAAUGUUACAAAGAGGUAAAUUUUUCUGCAAUGGAACUAGCUAAACAGGGAGCAGGAUUAUCUCAAGGAUCUGUGGUGGUUACUAGAGGAAAGCCUUAUUCUCUUUCUCAAGUUGAAUUACCAGAUAGGAAAUACUAUAUAUUCUGUUAA
Messenger RNA from Papaver somniferum (opium poppy), 2697 nucleotides. RefSeq lists its product as uncharacterized. The transcript has 3 exons. Gene Ontology annotation, molecular function: nucleic acid binding. The record is from RefSeq and is a predicted model, not a curated record. NCBI's taxonomy places the organism in Eukaryota, Viridiplantae, Streptophyta, Magnoliopsida, Ranunculales, Papaveraceae. The coding region runs from base 1 to 2697 and encodes 898 amino acids.